Molecule: messenger RNA, 369 nt
Organism: Macrosiphum euphorbiae (potato aphid)
Lineage: Eukaryota; Metazoa; Arthropoda; Insecta; Hemiptera; Aphididae
Source: the annotation of a GenBank genome assembly
AUGUUAUCAACUACACAACGUAUAAUAAUAUCUCCGAAAAAUGCUAACGAGCUAUUAGAAAAAGAAAUCGAGGAUUUUGUAUGUGUAAAAACUAAUAAUCUAUUUAAGCGAUUUGCCAUCAACACAGAUUUUUUAAAACUAGACCCGUCAACUUGGAAAAGUAAUGAAGAUUUUCAAAAAUCAAUAGUUCUUUUAAAAAAAAUUCCUGUUAUCAAUGAUGUCGCAGAAAGAGGUGUAAAAUUAAUAGAGGAAUAUAAUGACAAAAUAACUAAAGACGAAUCCCAAAAACAGUAUUUACUACAAGUUGUUAGCGACUACCGCAAAAAAUUCACUGACCACAAAAAAGAAACGCUUAUUACAUCAUUAUAA